AUGUCAAUCAGGCGAAUACCACAGCAGGUGUCAAACUGUCUCACGUCUUCGUCUUCUGUGUUCUCGGUGGUGUCUGUAGUGAAAGAACUGAUUGACAAUGCUUUGGACGCGUCCGCCACACAGAUCCACAUCGAGGUGGACUUGGAUACAGGUGGGCUGCAAUAUGUUUCAGUGAAAGACAAUGGUGAUGGCGUUUCUCCAAAAGACCGACCUUUAAUGUGUGCAAAUUGUACCACUUCCAAAAUUCGCGGAGUCGAGGACAUUCAGACUGCUUUGUCACUAGGCUUUCGUGGGGAAGCAUUGUUCUUCUUAGCACAGGUAGCAUCAAAAGGAACAAUGGAGAUAACCAGUCGAACCAAAGAAGAGUCAAUGGGAGAGAAAUGGUUUGUGGGAGAAACUGGUAUUCCAAUUGGCAGUCGUUCCAAACCGGUUGCAACACCAGUUGGAACUAUAGUCACGUUAACGGGUCUGUUCAAGGCAACACCAGUCAGACGUAACUUGUUGAAGAAAGAAGCCAAAGCUACGAUAGAAAAGUUAAAGGCGUAUAUGACUUCAUAUUCGGUCACAUUUCGCGAUGUCAGAUUAACUUUGAAAAUUGUUAAGGUAUCAACCACGGGUAAACUAACGAGUGUUCCUGAUGAUGGUCUCGUUCUGGCUCCUAAAAUACCGGUCAAAGCUUUGGUCUCCUCUUUGUACAAGCUGAAGAGUUCAUCACAGAAAUUCUUUGAAGGCGAGAUCGCAAUAUCGUUAAAUGACUCCGAUCGGAUUACUGUGCGAUAUGUGUUGCCUAGAAUGCGGGCUGAAGACGAUGUGACUCUCAAGAAACCUUUCAAAUCAGUCUCAAUCAACAACCGACCUCUCCUGCCAAAUCUUUCACUUGGAAAAGCAUUGAGAAAGAUAUUGAACAAAAUAUACUCUAGAAAUAUGCUUUUGACACCAACGGUUUGGGUGCUGGAUAUUCAUUGUCCAAAGCACCUUGUCGAUGUGAACAUAGAGCCGGAGAAGACUGACGUUUUACUGAGCAACUUCGACGAGAUACUUCAUCGGUUCGAAAUUCAAAUAGAGGAGUCUGUUCAGAGUCACCAUUAUAUUGUCUCCGGUGAAAAUCAGGCAGAGGUAUUUGAUGUUUCGGAAUCGCAGCCAGAGCCAGACCUGCAGCUUGAGACACAUAUCGAAACUGAUGAUGUUCCAAACAAUUUUUCAGAGAUAGAGUCCAGACCAGAAAAAACCCCCGAGGCGAUAGAAAGUGACUCUCUUUUAAAUAUCGCAAAUGACAAAACUUCACCAUUAUUGCAGCCUCAGCCCACUACAUCUGGUGAUCAAUACUUUCUCGUGCAAGAGGCCGACGAUGAUGUGAUAGAACAGUUUGCUGAGCCUAUAUCUGUCGAAAACACCUCCACUUUCAGCCCUGACACAAAUUCGCAACAAGUUUCAAUCUCUGAACCCAUAACGCGGACUCCUCUGCAACGAACUACCAUGAAAUUGGUAUUAAAUGGGGACUCAAAUAGACAGCCAGAGAGGAGAGCUACAAACAUCAGACUACUCAAACAUUUCACAGAGAAUACACAUCGCGUUGAUACCACAAUGAAUAUUAUCAACAAAUUUAAUGACAAUCAUGCAAGCCAGACAGAGGUCGAGUGGCUUGUUCGAAAAGGCGAGCCCAGUGUCAACGUACUGGAAGGAUAUCAGAGAUUGAGAAGACUCACUUCAGGUGAUGGUCUGAACAAUACGGACAGUAUAGUUGUACUGAAGACCAAAGCUUGGAUGAAAUUAUCCUGA
Molecule: messenger RNA, 1779 nt
Organism: Kuraishia capsulata CBS 1993
Lineage: Eukaryota; Fungi; Ascomycota; Pichiomycetes; Pichiales; Pichiaceae
Exons: 1
Coding region: 1-1779 (592 amino acids)
Biological process (GO): mismatch repair
Cellular component (GO): MutLalpha complex
Molecular function (GO): mismatched DNA binding; ATP-dependent DNA damage sensor activity; ATP binding
Source: RefSeq, a predicted model, not a curated record